This is a messenger RNA of Mastomys coucha (southern multimammate mouse), 1100 nucleotides long. Its product is annotated as leucine-rich repeat extensin-like protein 5. The coding region runs from base 1 to 1005 and encodes 334 amino acids. The record is from RefSeq and is a predicted model, not a curated record. NCBI's taxonomy places the organism in Eukaryota, Metazoa, Chordata, Mammalia, Rodentia, Muridae. The transcript has a single exon.
AUGGUACGCGAAGGCGAGGGGACCAGGACUCGCGGGAGGCCACCGCGGAGGCUGCGACUCAAGCAGCGGCCGCCCUUAGCCAGGCUCAUCGCGCUAGGAGCACCCGGGUCCGGGGCCGCCUCCCUCCCCGCUUUCCUUGCGAGCCGUCGAGCCCUGAACAAUCAACCCCAGGGCCGGGCAGCGUCCCGAUCGUGGGUUGUCGCCGGGUACCCGGCCGAGCCGGGAGCUCAGCUUGGCUCUCCACGUGCAGGUCCCGGGGACCAGCGGCUAAUUCCGUUCCCGCCCCUGACAGUCACGCAGGCGGGAGACAGCCCAGUGGCGGCCAAGUGCAGGGGGCCCCGGGUGGCUGACAGCUCUGCCUGGAGGGCGUCGCUUAAAAAGGCAGGAGGAGGAGGAGACAUGAGGGUGAGGAGAGUCCGCCCUCCGGGGUCGCCGCGCGAGCUAAUCACAGCGGGCGCACCGCGGCGCGAGCCCCGACGCCCGCAGGUUCACGCGCGGCUCCCCUCCGCCCCCACCCACGGCGCUCCCCGGGACCUUGGCGGUGACCCCGAGGGGACCAGCCCGCGCUCGCCACCUAGCUGUCACAUAGCCCGGGGAAAACUUGCAGAAGGACGAGGAAGGCUCCCGUCCCGCCUCCCCUCUGUCCACGCGCGCCAGCCCGGGAGGGGACUCGCGCCGAGCUUGAGCUCCACGGGUUUCACUUGGAAACAAGCGCGGCGGCUGGAGUUCCCCAACUGUCCUGUCGGCUUCUGCACAGACCCAGUUUGUUCCUGGGCCGCCAACUCUGAGGAUUCGUUAGAUCCCGAUCACUUGAUUUUUUUAGGGUCACCAACAUUUGCACCUCACCCCUCCUUUCCAGCUUCCACGAAGUUCACGCCCAGGCGCCUCCUACCCGCACCGCUGAGCCGGCGCCGGGGAGGACCCGGGUCAGCUCCUCCAGCCGCACUUCAAAGGCCAGGAUUUCGGUGUUCCGCGCCCGCAAAGGAAAUAAAAGAGCAGAAUUAAUGAUAAUCGAGCCUAUCUGAACUUCUGUUCGGGCAAAGAAACACAUUUAUUUAAAUGAUGUGUCCCCUGUGGGCUGUUUGCAGGACAAGACUCCU